AUGACGCAAUCAAAACAUGAAAAAAACUUUAAAAUGAUUAAACACGGUGAAUGGAAUUUUGAAUAUAGCCCAAAACAAAACAUUUUUACAACAAGUAUUGAGUCUUUCGAAAAAGGUCUUUUUCAACGGGAACUCGGUGAGGAUUGCUUAAUUAAUCUUACCGAAAACGAUUUAGACGACUUUAGAAGGGCAUCGGUGAUUCACAAGAUCGCAAGAAAAAAAGCUUUGUCGAUGUUAUAUUCCAAUGGCAAACUUGCCGAUCUUGUCGAUGCUGUUGAAGAAAUUAUAUUAAAAUUAUGUAAUCAAGAUCCAAAAACUUACUAUUUACACGGUUCCCAUAAAAAUAACAGUUCGGGUCUUGCAUUUCCAGUAGGUGUAAAUAUUAACAAUAUCGUUGCACACGAUUCUAAAAUUGUCAAUCAAAAUGGCAAAUCAGACCAAAGAAUUUUCUUUAAUGGUGAUGUGGUCAAAAUUGACAUCGGAGUCCACAUUAAUGGGAGAAUCAUUGACUCUGCAUUUACGCAUAUCGUAACUGAUAAACCGGGAGUCCACGACUCAGAUAAUAUCUAUAAUCCCGUUCUCGAUGCUUCGAGAGACUCAAUGUUUAAUGCUGUUAAAAUGGCUGGUCCGGACCAAAGACUCGAUGAAAUUAGUGAAUGUAUUGAUGAAAUUAUUAGGUCAUAUGAAGUAACGAUGGGUAGCAAUGAAAUAACCAUACCCAUUAGACCCGUUAAAGGUAUUGGUGGUCAUAAUAUUAAACAAUAUCAGAUUCACGGGGGUAAGCUAAUUUUGAGCCAUUCAUAA
Messenger RNA from Hydra vulgaris (swiftwater hydra), 804 nucleotides. Lineage: Eukaryota; Metazoa; Cnidaria; Hydrozoa; Anthoathecata; Hydridae. The record is from RefSeq and is a predicted model, not a curated record.